This is a messenger RNA of Macrosiphum euphorbiae (potato aphid), 279 nucleotides long. The record is from the annotation of a GenBank genome assembly. Lineage: Eukaryota; Metazoa; Arthropoda; Insecta; Hemiptera; Aphididae.
AUGGUUCUAACUGUUGCACAAACAUCAUUCUUAUCAAAUAUAAGAAACAAAAGUAGAUUGAUACAAAUGUUGUCUUCAUAUUUGAUAAGUAAAGGUUACAUUAUUAAACAAGCCAAUGACGAUGCCGACACUGUAAUUGUAAAUGAAGCUAUAAAGAGGGCACAAGGUCAAUACGUUGUUGUAGUUGAUCAAGAUAUCGAUUUACUGGUUUUAUUAAUAGCUCAUACACCGGUAGAAAAUCAGAUCGUAUUUUUAAAACCUGGAAAUGGAGGAAAUUAA